UGGCGCUCUGGCACGCUUGCGCGGAGAGUAGAACGUGUGGCGGCGGAGAUCGCGUCUUUUUCGCUCCCAGUGCUACUGCUGCUCCUGUAAGAGUCGGCGGUGUCCGUACAGUCCGUCGCGCACAACCCGUCGCUCGCUUGCUCCUAAUAGCGGCGGCCUGUGAUCAACACCGACAGCCACAUUGACACCUCCACGCCGGACUGUCUCCUUACUGGCUGCCUUCCCAUCUCCACACAUGGCCUCUUCCGCGCAGAGCGGCGGCUCCUCCGGGGGACCAAUGGUCCCCACCGUGCAGCGGGGCAUCGUCAAGAUGGUGCUUUCAGGGUGCGCAAUCAUUGUCCGAGGGCAGCCUCGUGGUGGGCCUCCUCCUGAGAGGCAGAUUAACCUUAGCAACAUUCGAGCUGGAAACCUUGCCCGCCGGGCGGCUGCAACGCAACCUGAUGCAAAAGAUACCCCUGAUGAGCCCUGGGCAUUUCCUGCUCGGGAGUUCCUUCGGAAGAAACUGAUCGGGAAGGAGGUCUGUUUCACGAUAGAAAACAAGACUCCGCAGGGGCGGGAGUAUGGCAUGAUCUACCUUGGGAAAGAUACGAAUGGGGAAAACAUUGCAGAAUCUCUAGUUGCAGAAGGCUUGGCCACCCGGAGAGAAGGCAUGAGAGCCAAUAAUCCUGAACAGAACCGGCUUUCAGAAUGUGAGGAGCAAGCGAAGGCAGCCAAGAAAGGGAUGUGGAGUGAGGGGAACGGUUCACAUACUAUCCGGGACCUCAAGUAUGCAAUUGAGAACCCAAGGCACUUUGUGGACUCACACCACCAGAAGCCCGUCAAUGCUAUCAUCGAGCAUGUGCGGGACGGCAGUGUGGUCAGGGCUCUGCUCCUCCCGGAUUACUACCUGGUCACGGUCAUGCUGUCAGGGAUCAAGUGCCCAACUUUUCGACGGGAAGCAGAUGGCAGUGAAACACCAGAGCCUUUUGCUGCAGAAGCCAAAUUUUUCACCGAGUCUCGACUACUUCAGAGAGAUGUUCAGAUCAUUCUGGAGAGCUGCCACAACCAGAACAUUCUGGGUACCAUCCUUCAUCCAAAUGGGAACAUCACAGAGCUCCUCCUGAAGGAAGGUUUUGCUCGCUGUGUGGAUUGGUCGAUUGCAGUUUACACUCGGGGUGCAGAAAAGCUGAGGGCAGCAGAGAGGUUUGCCAAGGAGCGUAGGCUGAGAAUAUGGAGAGAUUAUGUGGCUCCUACUGCUAAUUUGGACCAAAAGGACAAGCAGUUUGUUGCCAAGGUGAUGCAGGUGUUGAAUGCUGAUGCCAUUGUUGUGAAGCUGAACUCUGGCGACUACAAGACUAUCCACCUGUCUAGCAUCCGACCACCAAGGCUGGAGGGGGAGAACACACAGGAUAAGAACAAGAAACUGCGUCCCCUGUAUGACAUUCCCUACAUGUUUGAAGCUCGGGAAUUUCUUCGAAAGAAGCUUAUUGGAAAGAAGGUCAAUGUGACUGUAGACUACAUCAGACCUGCCAGCCCAGCCACAGAGACGGUGCCUGCCUUUUCAGAACGUACCUGUGCCACUGUGACCAUUGGAGGAAUAAACAUUGCUGAGGCCCUUGUCAGCAAAGGUUUAGCCACGGUGAUCAGAUACCGGCAGGAUGAUGACCAGCGAUCCUCUCACUAUGAUGAGCUGCUUGCUGCAGAGGCUAGAGCUAUUAAGAAUGGCAAAGGAUUGCAUAGCAAGAAGGAAGUGCCUAUCCACCGUGUUGCAGACAUAUCUGGGGACACCCAGAAAGCAAAGCAGUUCCUGCCCUUCCUCCAGCGGGCAGGUCGUUCCGAAGCGGUGGUGGAAUACGUCUUCAGUGGGUCGCGUCUCAAGCUAUAUUUGCCAAAGGAAACGUGCCUUAUCACCUUUUUGCUUGCAGGUAUUGAAUGCCCCAGAGGAGCCCGAAACCUCCCAGGCUUGGUGCAGGAGGGAGAGCCCUUCAGCGAAGAAGCAAUGCUCUUCACCAAGGAACUGGUGCUGCAGCGAGAGUUCCCAAGGAUCAAGAACAUACUGACUAAAGAAGACAGGCUACCUGAAGAGAGGUCUGCUUCUGUUCCUACAAUUGGAGGCAGUCAUUUGGUAGAAGUGGAGGUGGAGAGCAUGGACAAGGCCGGCAACUUCAUCGGUUGGCUGCACAUUGACGGCGCCAAUCUGUCCGUGUUGCUGGUGGAGCACGCACUCUCCAAAGUCCACUUCACUGCUGAGCGCAGCUCCUACUACAAAUCCCUGCUAUCUGCUGAAGAGGCCGCCAAGCAGAAGAGAGAGAAGGUCUGGGCCCACUACGAGGAGCAGCCCGUGGAGGAGGUGACGCCUGUGCUGGAGGAGAAGGAGCGCUCAGCCAGCUAUAAGCCAGUGUUUGUGACAGAGAUCACCGACGACCUGCACUUCUAUGUGCAGGAUGUGGAGACUGGUACUCAGCUGGAGAAGCUGAUGGAGAACAUGCGAAAUGACAUCACCAGCCACCCCCCUGUCGAGGGCUCCUACGCCCCACGCCGGGGAGAGUUCUGCAUUGCCAAGUUUGAAGAUGGAGAGUGGUACCGUGCCCGCAUAGAGAAAGUCGAGUCUCCUGCCAAAGUACAUGUCUUCUACAUCGACUAUGGCAACAGAGAGAUCCUGCCGUCCACCCGCCUGGGUGCCCUGCCACCUGCCUUUAGCACUCGUGUGCUGCCAGCUCAAGCCACAGAGUAUGCCUUCGCCUUCAUCCAGGUGCCCCAAGACGAGGAUGCUCGGACAGACGCUGUGGACAGCGUAGUGCGAGAUAUCCAGAACACUCAGUGCCUGCUCAACGUGGAACACCUGAGCGCCGGCUGUCCCCAUGUCACCCUGCAGUUCGCUGAUUCCAAGGGUGAUGUGGGCCUGGGCUUGGUGAAGGAGGGGCUGGUCAUGGUGGAGGUGCGCAAGGAGAAGCAGUUCCAGAAAGUGAUUACAGAAUACCUGAAUGCCCAGGAGUCAGCCAAGAGUGCCAGGCUGAACCUUUGGCGCUAUGGAGACUUCCGCGCUGAUGACGCAGAUGAGUUUGGCUACAGCCGCUAAGGAGGGACUUGGGUCUGGCCCCCCGCACUGCUCACGCCAGUUCCUCUGCCUCUACCAGGAGGAUGUUUUCAGCUCCGGACCCCAGAUCAGGGGUGUAGAUUGGGUCCAGCUUUGCUUCAAUGUGGAAAUGUCUUAUUAGGGCAACACCUGGGCUCAGGGUAGGGUGGGGGGUACCCAAAGCUUUCAGGGGGCAGGCCAUUGCCUUCCAAGGUGACAGACACUGCUCUGUUCUCCACAGUAUCUCCCAGAUGAUUUUGUUUUUGAUUGGGGGUUUGGUUUUUUUAAAUUGUCCUCAAAUCAGGAAGAAACAUGAAAGAUGUUGUCCUAACAGAGGGCGUGAUCCUGGGCCCCACCCAGACUGCCCUUCUCCAGCUCUCCAUCCAGCUAUUAAUUAUGUGAUUUCUGAUAUGUCCAUUCCCAAAUGCCAGUUUGUCUACAUCUGCCCCUGCAUCAGCCCUCUGCCACUUCUGUAUUUAAAGCUUUGGAGGCCCAAUAAAAUAGUACUUGCUGUCUGCA
Manis pentadactyla (Chinese pangolin) is the source of this 3574-nucleotide messenger RNA. RefSeq names its product staphylococcal nuclease and tudor domain containing 1 (gene SND1). Gene Ontology annotation, cellular component: nucleus; RISC complex; cytosol. Gene Ontology annotation, biological process: mRNA catabolic process; regulatory ncRNA-mediated gene silencing. The coding region runs from base 236 to 3058 and encodes 940 amino acids. Gene Ontology annotation, molecular function: nuclease activity; RNA binding. The record is from RefSeq and is a predicted model, not a curated record. Lineage: Eukaryota; Metazoa; Chordata; Mammalia; Pholidota; Manidae. The transcript is spliced from 25 exons.